UAAACUACGGUUCAGUUCAUUGCAGGACGUUUUACUGAUAAGUAGUGAUCACUAGCCGUUUCGUGGUUUUUAACGAUCAGUUCCAGCCUAUUCAAAACCGUCAAUUGAGAUGAUAGCCGCGCAGGUUUACCCGACCUCCACCUGGUUCCAGUGGGCCAAGGAACAAGGAUCUUUCUGGAAAAUCGUUGCCCGCCAAGGCAACUUCAGUAUUCCAUUCGGUCCUAGAAUGUUGCACAAAUCGCGUAGUGCUGACAAUAUUGACAGUGAAUAUGUAUCCGUAGAAACAUGGAUCUCUUCAUCCUACCUGGGAAUGUUAACUGGAGUCCUUAUGAUAGUUUUUCUAUGUCAUAAACUCUCCCGUUUGAAAGAAGAUUUAUCAGACUCGAAGGCGUUAAAUUGGAUAAAAACCCUUACAACCGCCGAUGUCCGCAGAUUCUUCUUUGUUCUAGGCAUGUUUCUCGAGUUCGUCAUUCUAUCACCAAUCUUCGUCGCAAUCUAUUUCGGAUUCAAAUGCUACCGUUCGGUAAUCGGAGCAAUCCUGAAACGACGUCACGGCCCGCACUUCAAAGGUCUCCUAGAGGGAGCCGAUGUAGUGUGGGCCAUCGAAAAGGAUAACUCGCGUGGUAUGAUCAACAUAAUGGCAUACAUUGAAGAGACCGUAGAACAGCAAACUCUAAAAGAACACUUGACCAGCGCAGAGCUGCUUCUCGUUUUGCGGAAACGGAUAUCCGCUAGAUUGAUGAACUGUUACCAACCUCAUCCAAAAAUGUUCUGGAAACGAAACCUUGAGCUGGGUUAUUACUACUGGAGUGACCAGUCGAAUUUGACCGUGGAGGAUUACAUUCGUUACCUGGAUCAUAUACCGUUGGGAAAGCAUGGAAAAUAUAUAGACGAAUGCCAAUUACGUGCUUGCUUAAGUGAGAUCAGCAAUCGUCAGUUGCCUGAGAAUCAUACGUCCUCGUGGGAGAUUCUAGUUGGCAGGCAACCGCUGUUGGACGAUCAGCGUAAAAUGCUACGAUUUCCGAUCCUGUUCCGCGUACAUCAUUCCCUAGGAGACGGGGUGGCCCUGCUGCGGCUACUUUUGGAAGGGAUCGCCGACAAAGAGGUCCCGUCCCGAUGGAAGCGUCUGUCCAACUUCAAAGUAAUGAACAUAGAAUACAUCCUUAAGGAAGGAACAACUCAGUCCAUUCCGAAGGAAAGUGCCGUGAAAAAAUUAUUCAAGAAGAUUCCCAGCCCAAAAGAACUAUACGCGUGGAAGUGUAAGAAUUUUCAACUUCUAAAAACCAUCGUCACUGCUCCGGCAUUUUUCCACGACAUCUCCCGCCGCCAAGUAGAUGACAACUGUAUUCACGCUAGCAAGCUAGUGAACCAAAAGGUCGUCAGCUGGAUUCAUGAGGAGGAGACCAGCAAUACGCGCUGGGUAAGGGUAAUCAAACGAAUCAAGCAUCUAGUUCCCGGAGCCAGAUUCUCCGACACUUUUCUGACAGCACUAUCCAGCAGCCUGCAGAAGUAUUUCGUUCGUAAACAGGGAUCCAUCCCGAACAAUAUUACAGUGGUACUUCCGACUAGAAUCGAACAAGAGUUACCUCAGUUGAAAUUGCACAACCGCUUCUCGGCAGCCCUUCAAACAUUACCUAUCCGAGCAGGCAUUCAGCUUGACGAUCCUAAUCGGCUUCAAAAUCAUCUUAGCCGUCUAACGCAGAUAAAGCAACACUCGGAUAAUCUUCGCUCCUCACCGGAUUAUUUGAUCAACUACUGGAUCAUGACCUCGCUGGCUUGUCUGUUUCCGGAUACGGUCCUGCGCAAGAAGCUGACAAGCGCACACAGCACGCUGGCCAUUUCGAACUUGCCGGGACCACAGCAGAAACCUCGCAUCAAUGGGCACGAGCUGAAAAAUAUCAGCUUCUGGAUACCGAACAUUGGACAAACGGCCGUCGGGCUGGCACUAUUGACCUACGGAGGAAAGCUACAGCUGGGGAUUUUGGCGGACCGAGCGGUAAUUCAAAGCGAGGCGGAAGCGCACUCCAUUCUCGUUGAUACGAUCAACGAAAUCGAACUGAUGGGACAGAUUCUGGACGAUGCUUGAUGUAUGUGAUCGAUGUGAGAGAGGGAGAGGGUUGGAUAUGUUUCGAAUAGGGAAUAAUUUGACAUAAGCCUGUGAUUAGUGAGAAUUACUAUAUAAUAUUAUAAUAAGAUUAGUUCAGUUUUACUAGCUGAUAUUGCAAGCAAUUUCAUAUUUUAAUAAGAUUUGCAUUUCCUUUAUCCUCUUCAGAAAUAUUAAGUCUAGUAAGUGUUAAGUAGCUUUAUUGUUAUACUUCAAGUAUGUUUUAAAUGACAUUUGAUUCGCUUUAUUCAUUUUUAACACUACAAUGACUGUAAUAUCUGAAGUUCCUGCUACCAACUAACUAGUUCCGAUUAUUCAUGCCAAUGUUCAUUCUUAAUUGUUUUGUUGCCCAUUUUUGUUUCAGAGUAAACGAUGUUUCUUAUCUAGCCGAAUGGCUACAUUUUGGAACGCGAAACCUGAAAUCCUGUUGUCCCUAUGGCUGCAAUUGUUUUGGAAACAAAGCAAAGUUGUAACUAAGUACUAAAAUUCUGUAAAAAUCCAACAGUCGAAGUUUUGCACUCUUUGCAUUUCUUUUAUAUAUUUAUAUCAAUCUGCUUUUUCGUUGAACAUUUUAAAACUGGAGAAGCUGCAAAUAUACGUUACAAUGAGCAAUCAAAAAUUAAUCGAUGGUUGAUUACCGUUAGCGUCCGCCAAUGGGCGAGAAAGAAGAUUUCAACGUGCAUCCACACUUCGUCCAUUUUCUCCAAAAUAAAUACAAUUAUUGUCUAUCUGCAA
Molecule: messenger RNA, 2839 nt
Organism: Topomyia yanbarensis
Lineage: Eukaryota; Metazoa; Arthropoda; Insecta; Diptera; Culicidae
Exons: 5
Coding region: 110-2086 (658 amino acids)
Biological process (GO): triglyceride biosynthetic process
Cellular component (GO): plasma membrane
Molecular function (GO): long-chain-alcohol O-fatty-acyltransferase activity; diacylglycerol O-acyltransferase activity
Source: RefSeq, a predicted model, not a curated record